AUGGGCAAGGACUACGACGAUUUCCAGUCACUCGAGGCAGACGAUGAGACCUGUGCCCCAAGUGGGAGAGCAUUCCCCCCCCGGCACUGGGGCUGGCAGCGUUUCUGCGCCGCCCCCCGACCGCUCCAAGCCCUGCUGGCGCUGUGCAUCGGGCUCAGCAUUGGGACCAUCGUGCUGGCCGUCAGCAACUCCAGGCUGGGCGCAGAGCAGCGGGGGACGCAGGGGGCGCUGGGCAGCGUGAACCACAGCCUGAGUGCUGAGAUCGAGGGGCUGGCCCGGAGCGUGCACACCUUGCAGGACAAACUGACCCAUGUGGCCCGGUCCCUGGAUGAAACAAAGGAAAAUUCAAUCCAAGCUCAGCAGCGGCUGGAGGAGCAGGUGGGGGUGCUGCGGGACACUCUGAACUUGCUGAACUGCGACUUGAUUGAACUCAAAUCCAAUGGGAGCCGGCCCGGGUGCUGCCCCAGGGACUGGGUGCGCUUUGGGAACAGCUGCUACUGGUUCUCCAGCAAGCAGAAGACCUGGGAGGACUCGAACCUGUACUGCAAAGCCCAGAACUCCCACCUGGUCGUCAUCAACACCCAGGAGGAGCAGCUGUACGUGCAGGAGCGGACGGUCCCUCUGUACACCUGGAUCGGGCUGACCGAUAAGAGCGGCCAGUGGCUCUGGGUUGACGGUUCCGUCUACACCAUGGACUCCCGGCAGUGGAGGGCAGGGCAGCCUGACGAGUAUGAAGGCCACGGACUCGGGGGCGGGGAGGACUGCGUCCACCUGCACGACGACGGGCUCUGGAACGACGAACACUGCUCCCAGCGCUACCGCUGGGUGUGCGAGGAGGAACUCAAGGGUUAA
Gopherus flavomarginatus (Mexican gopher tortoise) is the source of this 852-nucleotide messenger RNA. RefSeq names its product asialoglycoprotein receptor 1 (gene ASGR1). The transcript has 8 exons. The coding region runs from base 1 to 852 and encodes 283 amino acids. Gene Ontology annotation, cellular component: external side of plasma membrane. NCBI's taxonomy places the organism in Eukaryota, Metazoa, Chordata, Testudines, Testudinidae. The record is from RefSeq and is a predicted model, not a curated record. Gene Ontology annotation, molecular function: fucose binding; D-mannose binding. Gene Ontology annotation, biological process: biological process involved in interspecies interaction between organisms.